CUUUGUUUUUAAGUCAAUUAAUAAUUUAAUUACAAAUUGUUAACAGAAUAAAAUCUGAUAAAAUUAUUUAAAAAUGGAUCUUAGAUGCCGCACGUGUUACAAAGUAAUUGAUGAAAAAAAAGGGUUAAAUAUAUUAACUGAACGACCCUAUCGAACUCACAAGGGAGAUUUAUCACUUGCAAACAUGUUAUUUGAGUGUACUUCCGUAAAUGCUUUAGAAGAGGAUCACAUUUCAAAAAUUAAAGAACGUAAAUUUAUGGUGUGUAGAGGCUGUAUAUCUGAUUUAAUUAAGAGUUAUUCUUUUCGUAUUCGAUGUUUAGAGUCUCAAAAAUUAUUUAAUAAAUAUAAUAAACCAAAUGCAAAUGAUACGGACGAUGCAAGGAAAAAUAAUUAUUCAGCAAUAUUUUUAAUUGAUACUGAUGAAUUUAAAGAUGAUGAACAAAUUAUGAAUUGUGGCAAUGAUCAAGUUUUGAAUUGCGACGAUAAUAAAGAAAAUUUUAAUGAAAAUACUACCGUUGAUGAAAACUCUCUCAAUAGUGACGAAGAAGAUGAAUAUUGCCUUGACAACGAAAAAGAUGAAAUAAAAAAAAUUAAUAAUUAUAUUAAAUUUUGUGCAAGGACUAGUGGAAUAAAAGAAGAAGAAAUACUUCGUAUUAUUGAUAACGAAACUCCAGAUGCCGGUGAAGUAGUCAUUAAAAAACCAAAAAAUUUACCGAUAAAAGAAGACAAUAAAAAAUUAGAUGCGAUAAAAGAAGACAAUAAAAAAUUAGAUGAAGAAAGUGCGAAAAAAGAAGAAAUCGACAAACAAGUAGCAGAAUAUUUAAGCAAAAAAGAAAAAGUUUUAUCUUCUACUACAACUUAA
Messenger RNA from Chrysoperla carnea, 862 nucleotides. RefSeq lists its product as uncharacterized. Gene Ontology annotation, cellular component: nucleus. The transcript is spliced from 3 exons. NCBI's taxonomy places the organism in Eukaryota, Metazoa, Arthropoda, Insecta, Neuroptera, Chrysopidae. Gene Ontology annotation, molecular function: zinc ion binding. The coding region runs from base 74 to 862 and encodes 262 amino acids. The record is from RefSeq and is a predicted model, not a curated record.